This is a messenger RNA of Pan troglodytes (chimpanzee), 1579 nucleotides long. RefSeq names its product transmembrane protein 150A (gene TMEM150A). Gene Ontology annotation, cellular component: plasma membrane. Gene Ontology annotation, biological process: protein localization to plasma membrane. The record is from RefSeq and is a predicted model, not a curated record. NCBI's taxonomy places the organism in Eukaryota, Metazoa, Chordata, Mammalia, Primates, Hominidae. Bases 236 to 1051 code for a protein of 271 amino acids. The transcript has 8 exons.
GCCAGGGGCGGGGCCGCUCGGCCCUUUAAACCUUUCAGGGCUGCUCCGAGGGCCGCAGCUAGAGUCGGCGCCACGAGGGGGCCGAGCAGGGUGCGGCGGCGGCGGGGCGCUCCGGGGAGGCCAGGACAGCUGAUGGUUGUGGCAGAAACAUCUCAAGGUAGCUGGUCCGCCCCCACUUCCCCAUCUACCUCUUGUCCUCCCCCCCACACCACCACCACCCUGGCUCCCCUCCCUCAUGACCGCCUGGAUCCUCCUGCCUGUCAGCCUGUCAGCGUUCUCCAUCACUGGCAUAUGGACUGUGUAUGCCAUGGCUGUGAUGAACCACCAUGUAUGCCCUGUGGAGAACUGGUCCUACAACGAGUCCUGCCCUCCUGACCCUGCUGAGCAAGGGGGCCCCAAGACCUGCUGCACCCUGGACGAUGUCCCCCUCAUCAGCAAGUGUGGCUCCUAUCCCCCAGAAAGCUGCCUCUUCAGCCUCAUUGGCAACAUGGGUGCUUUCAUGGUGGCCCUGAUCUGCCUCCUGCGCUACGGGCAGCUCCUGGAGCAGAGUCGGCACUCUUGGGUUAACACCACGGCACUCAUCACAGGCUGCACCAACGCUGCGGGCCUCUUGGUGGUUGGCAACUUUCAGGUGGAUCAUGCCAGGUCUCUGCACUACGUUGGAGCUGGCGUGGCCUUCCCUGCGGGGCUGCUCUUUGUUUGCCUGCACUGUGCUCUCUCCUACCAAGGGGCCACCGCCCCGCUGGACCUGGCUGUGGCCUAUCUGCGAAGUGUGCUGGCUGUCAUCGCCUUUAUCACCCUGGUCCUCAGUGGAGUCUUCUUUGUCCAUGAGAGUUCUCAGCUGCAACAUGGGGCAGCCCUGUGUGAGUGGGUGUGUGUCAUCGAUAUCCUCAUUUUCUAUGGCACCUUCAGCUAUGAGUUUGGGGCAGUCUCCUCAGACACACUGGUGGCUGCACUGCAGCCUACCCCUGGCCGGGCCUGCAAGUCCUCCGGGAGCAGCAGCACCUCCACCCACCUCAACUGUGCUCCCGAGAGCAUCGCUAUGAUCUAAGGUCUGGGGAGGGUGGCUGGCCCGGCCUCCGCAGCACCCCACCCCAUAUCUUCUUUCCAUUUAUUUUGUACCAAAAACAAUUUUGAGAAAGUAUUCUGUUGGGAUCUGGGCUUCCUCACUUCUGGAGAAGUGGCCAUCCCAUGCCCACCUGUGCCAUAGAGGAGUGGGCCCUGCCAGCUGCCACAGCUGCAUGACCUGCUUCCCCACCCCACGGUGUCAUUUUGUUUUUAAAGGUCACCUGUCCUCACUCACCCAGCCAGCCCUUCAGGUGCCUUCUACUCCCAGUGCCAAAGCCAGACCACUGGGGUUUCCUGCUGCAGGAAUUGGGGGCUGGGAACAGCAGAGGGGAUAGAAGUCUGGUGGAGGUGGAGUGGGCACGCCUUAGCCUACGGAAAGGCCCAUUUCUGGGCCCACUGAGCUGCACGGGAUUCUUCACUCUGCCCCUCACUUCCUUUAGGGCAAAUAACACAGCAGAACCACGUGGGUAUUUUAGUACUUUUUUUUAUAUUAAAAGAAUUCUAAUUUGCA